Glarea lozoyensis ATCC 20868 is the source of this 2706-nucleotide messenger RNA. RefSeq lists its product as uncharacterized. The transcript is spliced from 2 exons. Bases 1 to 2706 code for a protein of 901 amino acids. The record is from RefSeq and is a predicted model, not a curated record. NCBI's taxonomy places the organism in Eukaryota, Fungi, Ascomycota, Leotiomycetes, Helotiales, Helotiaceae.
AUGACUGGAGACGACGCUUCAGGUAACCGGGCAAUCGGACGACCCCGCCGCCAAGACUUUGUGGCCGAGUUUAUGCCGACAGAAUCGUGGUGUUUUGUUGACAUUGCUCUUCUUGAUGUUCAGAAUCCUCAUCAACAUUCUUAUAUAGAGCCACAUACGUUCCGACCGCAGCCAUGUUUCACACCAGUUACUCAUAAAAAAGCGCCUGUCCAAUAUGUUAAUCCCUAUGAUACCAUUUACUAUCCCGAAGAAGCUGCCGACUUCUUGCACAACCGGCUCGAAGAUGGAAGUGAUGUUUUCAAGCGAGGCAUUACUGAGGAAAGAGGUCAAACGAGUGAUAUGGAGAAAGACUGUUCUUAUUCAAUAGGCGCCAUAUGGCCAUACGCGGAUGAAGAGGAUACUGGAAUGGAGAAGGAACUGGUUGUGGAGAAAGCGGCUAAGCGACAAAAGACUGCUACAAAACGGGGGACGAAAGGCAAGCGGGCACCGUUCAAGGUUCAAACCAUUGAAUCUGACGAUGAAGAUAUUGUUGGAUCAUUUUGUAGGCAUCGGCCUAAUUUGUCCGAGCCAACACAGUCGAUAACACCUCCAGACACCGCCAAUCGAGGUAAGAAGCAAGCACCAUCGAAAAAGGCGAAGGGAGCAGGUAGAAGUCUACCAGCAUUCAAAAGCCUUACAAUCACGAAACCAAUUCAAAGAGAUGAGAAAAAAUUUCAGAAAUCCCAGCAAAAUCCGACAGAGGCUGCUCCAGUCGUCGUCAGUUACCAAGGAUGGUCGUCUACCGAAUCAGCUGUAAAGAACAAUGCCAUUAAGAUCGGACAAACAACUCUUGAUAAAUUAGCGGCUUUUCGGUACCAAGCUCCAGCACAAAUAGGUCAAUCUGGAAAUCACGCUUCUUUCAAUGAGACUUCAGAACAGUUGCUCAACAACAGGGACACAAACCAAAUCCAUUCCAUUCCGAAGCCGGAGUGCCUACUAGGUCGUGAGGAUGAGAGCUCCCAGCUAGCAGGUUGGAGAAUUGACACGGGCGAUCCAUUCUGUGAUCAACCCAACAUUGAAGGGAUAGACACUCACAACACAUCAGAACACCCUGGGCUCACAGGAAACAGAUUUGGUUUAGGCUUGUCCCAGGUUAGCACUGAUAUCGUGACUGGCUAUCAACCCGAAGAUAGGCAAUAUGCUACGAAAGCUGAUUCGCAAGUGGGGUGCAUGCCUUCAGGCUCCAGUUCUUUCUUCCCUUACUAUACUUCCAGUGAGCAGCGAGUUCUCGACGGGCUCUUAUCCGUGGUUGAGACGGCGAGGGAGGAUGGCGAAACGAUUCAAGAAGCAUCCCAGAGGCUGAAAAUACCUCCUGUCAUCAGUCAUAGCCUAGGAAUGAUGAUGGGAGAGAUGAUCUCUUCAGAUGCAGCAUUUGUCGAUGCAAACCACGCCGAAGAACAAUGUGUAACGCCGCUGGUAAGACCAGACUCUGAAGUGCAUUCGGAUGGCCACCACUCUGUCCAGGAAAGUAUCAGUCCAGCCAAUGCUGCUGAGUCCGACGAUGAGUUUGAUGAUGGCGUCGACGACACGGACCUACUCGCUGCAAGUAAUUGCAUACCAAUGGACGGGUCUGAGCCGAAUAAUUGUUCUCCAACACCCGUCUUUCUCAGAUCUAACCAAGCUCCUCAUGUACGGCAAAUGCAAAUGACGAAGAAAAUUCCCGCCCACGACGAGGCAACCUCCUCGUCACCAUCUCUUUUAGAAUCGGACCCAGACUUGGACAAUUUUGCUAUGUGUUACGCCGGUGAGAAGGAUCAGGAUGAUACCAAAAAGGAUGGAGAAGCUGUAGAAAGGUUUAGAGCACCCUCGAGUGUUCAACGUUCUUUUCUUGGCAAGACGAGUGAAGCAGAAGUCUACGACAGCACCUUACAAUUUUCGCCGCCUCCAAGUCGAACUUGUUCCACAAAACCCCAAACCUCACCCGGGACUCAUAAUGCUAACAGUUGUAGUCAAUCGCAAGCCAUGACAUCUCUCUCGGUGGGUAGAGGUACUCACCCUAGUAGCGAAGACUGGUCUUUCAUAAACGGCUCUGGGCUAGACGAACAAGAAACGAUUGAAGAACCAAAGCCCACUCAGAAUGUUGAACAUAAUUCUGAUGGUGUAUCACAGAAUCAAGACACCAACCUGAGGACAAAGGCGGACGUUGUCGUUCUGGACGACAUUGACGAAUGUAAACCCUUCGAGCGGUUUGUAAGACCAGCAUUUCCUUCACUCGUUCGUGAUCGCUCUCCAAUCAUUGGUGUUUCUCCUCAAACUUUUCUCCGAGUUUGUUUUCGAAUCUAUGAGAUGUACCGCGAAGGUGCCAGGUGUUUUCAGUCAAAUCAAGAUGCAAUAAUUGAACUAUUCGCUCGAGUUACUUUCUCUUUACGGGAUCCAGGCACGACAAAACAACACUUUCAAUUUGCGGACCUCUGGAGCAAGCAUCCGCCAUUUGCCACAGGUAUUCUUACGGAUAUCAAACCCACGACUCUAGCUGAUACGGAAAGUAAAGGUCUUGUUGGCGGUGACUUGGGCAAGAAGGUGCGAUGUUUAGGGAGGUUGAAAAAAGAUGCGAAAACUAGUAGUGGAUGGCUACUUCAUAUUAUUAACAUUAGGCAAACCGACUGGGAGGAGAUUCGAUGGACUAAGAGAAUUGUAAGCCAGGAGGUUGAUGAAGAUUCGGACUAG